This is a messenger RNA of Saprolegnia diclina VS20, 276 nucleotides long. RefSeq lists its product as hypothetical. Lineage: Eukaryota; Oomycota; Saprolegniomycetes; Saprolegniales; Saprolegniaceae. The record is from RefSeq and is a predicted model, not a curated record. The transcript has 2 exons. Bases 1 to 276 code for a protein of 91 amino acids.
AUGAUGGAUGACUCGUGCCUCUCCAACUUAGCACCGCUGCUUGUCCAGGUCCAUGCGAUGCCAACGGGUGCGGUCAGUGGCGAGCGCAACCACAAGACGACCAAGCGGGUCGCCUCGCAAAAGUGCUCCCGCAUCGGCUUUUGCAAUGCCCAGCGUCAAGUCGCCAUCGCCUUUAAUGGCAAGCAGCUCGCACGCGUCCACAGCACAAACCAAGGCCCAGAUGAUGAAGAUGACACAGAGGAGAACUUUCCGUUCGUCGAGGACAGUACAGUGUAG